Messenger RNA from Polistes canadensis, 2718 nucleotides. Its product is annotated as leucine-rich repeat-containing protein 47-like. Lineage: Eukaryota; Metazoa; Arthropoda; Insecta; Hymenoptera; Vespidae. The record is from RefSeq and is a predicted model, not a curated record. Bases 800 to 2395 code for a protein of 531 amino acids. The transcript has 4 exons. Gene Ontology annotation, molecular function: RNA binding; protein binding; phenylalanine-tRNA ligase activity. Gene Ontology annotation, biological process: phenylalanyl-tRNA aminoacylation.
AUUCUAAUAAGCGUGUAAGGAUCAGUGUUUAAAUAUAGCUUUUUAUAUAUACAAUACUUCUUUAUUUUCAUCCAAAUAGAAAUCGCGAUUUAUAAAAGAGUUUGCACUUGAUGCAUUCAUUGCAUCUUUACGUCGCAUCGUAUCUCUUCGUUCGAUCCCAUAUGGGGUUGCAAUCCACACUUUCAUAAGCUCUACCUUCACUCAUACUACUAGAUUGAUGUAAUUACACAAAUUUAUGUACCGAUCUAGUGGUGCAUAAUGGAUCCCCUGUUGCACUUUUAAUUUAUAUUUUUUCCGUGUAUGUCACUGAAGUCGUUCAGGAUUUGAAGUAAACGUUGUGAAGAGUCUUAAUCUAGCGGCAAAAUUUAACGUUUCAAGUCUGUUUUUUCAAAUACUCUAUCGGCAUUUCACUUGUUUUGUGAUACUAAAAAUGAUUUUAUCAACAUAGUCCGUUCAACGAUUAUUGAGAAAGACAAUUGAGAAAAGACAUUAACGCUUAUAAUAUAAGUAAUGUAUAUUGCAUCAUAUUCUACAAUAUAUACGUUGUCUUAUCUACGCAGUCUUAUUUAGGCUGAGUUACUAAGAACUAUCUCUCCUAUUUAUAUCUUUGAAUUAAUACAUCUAACGGAUCAUUUAAUAAAUAAGAAGAAAAAUAUUUAUUUAUAUUGAAUAAGAGUAUGUAUAAAUUAAUAACAAUCAUUGGAAAAUAAGAAAAUUUGGUUGUAAUCUACAACGUAUAACCUUACUUAAAGCAUUGUUCUAUUAUCAAUAAUAUAAAUUUGAGAUAUAAUCGACAAUAAUGGCUUUUGACAAUUCAUGGGAUAUUAUUAAACAAAUAGCUGAUGAGAAUAAGCACGAAUUAGUUCUAACCGGUCCGUCAAUUUCUCGUUUGAUUGCUGAAAAUGGUCUGGAUAAAAUGCUUUUUGAUCUUCACAAUUUAAAUUACUUAAACAUAACCCAUACGUGUCUUCGAGAAGUACCUGAAGAAAUAGGAAAAUUACAAAACCUUACUACAUUGGUAUUACAUUCGAACGAGAUAGACAAACUACCUGAGUCUAUUGAAAAAUUAACCAAAUUGAAAUUUCUUCAUUGUUCGCAAAAUAAAUUGACUUCUCUGCCAGAUGCAGUUGAAAAUCUUCCUCAAUUGAAUAGCAUUAAUUUUGGUUCUAAUUUAUUGCAAUCUAUACCAUGUCAAAUGAAAAAUCUUAAAUUGACUACGUUAGAUUUGUCUAAUAAUCAAUUGCAAGCAUUUCCUGAUGUAUGUUAUACCGAAUUAGUCCAUCUUUCUGAAAUCCAUGUUAACAAAAAUCUGAUUCAAAGUAUUUCUGGGGAAAUAUCUCGUCUGCAAGCUUUAAAAGUUCUCAACAUAGCUGAUAAUCUACUUACAGCUAUUCCUGGUGAAUUAGCAGAUUGUCAUAAAUUGAAAGAAUUGAAUUUAAAAAAUAAUUCUUUGAUGGAUAAAAGAUUAUCAAAGUUAGUUGACCAGUGCCAUACAAAGCAAGUACUAGAAUAUGUAAAAUUACAUUGCCCGAAACAAAAUCCUUCCAAUAAUGUUACAAGUAAAUCCAAAAAAGGAAAAAAGGGACAUAAAUUAUCUGAAAGCGAAAAUGCUGCAGCUCAGAUAGAUGCUUUAGCGCAUAAAUUGAAAGUAUUGAAAACAUCAGAUAGUACUUUAUCGAUAAAAAUAACCCAACAUGUGAAAAAUGUUAGACCUUUCAUAACUGCAUGUAUUAUUAGAGAUUUGGUAUUUACAGCGGACACAUUAAAAAAAUUUAUACAAUUACAAACUAAAUUACAUGAUGGAAUAUGUGAAAAAAGAAAUGCUGCUACAAUAGCCACUCAUGAUUUAGACCAAAUUGUGCCAGGUGAUUUAACAUAUACAGCAAAGCCACCUUUGGAAUUAGAAAUAAAGCCAUUACAAAGAAAUAAAAAUUACACCGGUAUAGAACUAUUCCAGCAAUUACAAAAAGAGGCUGAUAAUUUACGUAAAGAAAAGAAGAGAAAUGUAUAUUCUGGUAUACAUAAAUAUCUGUAUUUACUCGAAGGUAAAUCACUAUAUCCUUGUCUCAUGGACACUAAAGACCAAGUUAUAUCAUUUCCACCAAUUUGUAAUAGUGACUUAACCAAAAUGUUACCAACAACAAAAAAUAUGUUAGUAGAAGUAACAAGUGCCACGUCUUAUCAAGUUUGCAGAAAUGUACUAGAUGAAUUUUUAAAAGAACUAAUUAUCACAGGCAUUGGUUGUACACCUUCAGAUAAUGAAAAUAAUCAGUAUCAUAAUUUACAAGUAGAGCAAGUAAAAAUAGUUGAUACAGAUGGUAAUCUGAAAGUUGUCUAUCCUUCAAGAGCAGAUUUAAACUUUAAGGAAAACUAUAUUAUCGCUUUGCGAGAUUAAUAUAUUAACUGCAUUGUUAUUAACCGGAUAAUAUAACAUUUUCUUUGUUACCGAUUUAAGCUGUAAGAGAUUGAUUACUGUUAGUUGUAAGUUUUUGAGAAGCACAAAUUCUUUACUAUUAUUAUUACAUAUGUCAGUUUUAUAUAUUUUAUACAAAGCUUUCCUUUUUAUAUAAAUGUAAGACUACUUUCACCAAGCAGCUUCAAAGUAAUGACGAAAACAUUCUUAUAUGAGUUACAUAGUAAUUAGUCUUUUUCAUUUCUUGUGUUUGCGUGUAAGAAGUGUGUUUUUUAAUAGAUAACUGUUACACUAUAUACAUAUAU